AUGGAUGAAUUCUCAAUAGAGACUAGAAUGAGACAAGUUGUUUAUGAACUGUCAUAACCGUUAAUGAUAAGAUUAUCUGAUUGCCUAAGAUAAAUUGAUGAAUAGUAACUGAGCAUUGAUAAUUUAAAGUAGUAAAUUAGAUAGUAAAAUGAGAGUCAACAAAGUAAUUAGCUUGACGCUGCUAAGAGAUAUACUGAAAUUGAUAUUCUCUUGAAAUCGUAGAGAAUUUUAGAGUUAGAAAUAAUAAAAAAUUAGCAUCAAGCCCAAUAAUCAUCUGCUCAAUUGAAAUCAAAAAUCGAAUUUAUGGAAAAAGAAGUCGAAUAAUAAAAGAGUCAUUCUUAGUUUGUUAUUAAUUCAUAAUUAAAAACUUAAAAUGAUUUCGAAUAGCUAAAGAAGAAAUAAACAGAGUAUGCUGAAACAUUUAGCAAAAAAAUUGAUGAAUUUUUUAAAGAUUAUUUUACAUUUUUUGUAGAUUGUAGAAAUUAAGUGAGUUAAAUCUCAAAAAGUUAGCAAAUGCUAUUGAAAGAUGUUUAAAACUAGAGUGUGUAAUUGGAACAAUUAGGGAUACAUAAAGAUCUAUAAGAAAAGAAGUAAUCUAGUUUAGAUUUGAGAGUUGAAUGGAUUGUGAAAGAGAUGAAUCAUUUAAUUAAUGAGGAUUUUUUUAAAUUUACUUUAGAUAAAGAAGAACAGUCAAGAGCUGAAGAUAAUCGACUUUUGAAGGGAACUAUAUAAAAUCUAUAGAGUUAAAUUGAGGUUAACAACGUAUCCAUAGAUGAAAGAAUAAAAGGGUUGGAGACGCUUGAAUAAUAAAAUCGUUAGUAAGGGAACUCAUUUUAAUAAUAAUUGAAUAAUUAGACUGAGAAUUUUUAGAAGCACUUUAAGGAAAUUUCUAAAGAAUUGUAAGACUAUAAUAAAACAUUAAAUACGAUUGAUGAAUUUAGGAAAAAGAUUUAAGAAAAAAUACCAACAAUUGUAAACAGUCACUUAGCAGUGUUCUAAAUCAAUAUUAAUAGUUAAAUGAAUAAGCUUUCAGACCAGUUUAAUAGUCUCAAAGCCACUAUAGCCAAAGAAAUGUCAUAGGAGUUCAAUUAUAAAUUGGAUGAUAUACGUUCAUAAUUAUUAACUGAAUCCUUAAAAUAAUAGAGCAUUAAAUUAGCAGCCUUUGAAUCAUAAAUGUUGGAGUAGAAAAAAAAAUAAUAAAAGAAGGAUGUUGAACUCUAGGUUAUUAUAUCUGAUAACUCAUUAAGUUAAUAGGAGCAGCUAUAAAACUUUAUAAUAGAAUAAAUUGGUAUCAAACUUACAAAUUGGUCAUAAAUAGGAUAAAAAGUAGGUAGAAUAAAUAGCAUGGCUACUAAGGGAGGGUAUAAUUUAACUUAGCUUGGUUAAGUUGACAAUUAUGAAUUUUUGGAUGAGAAUUUAGAAGAUGUGAAGGCAAGUGUUAAAUAGAUUUUGUUGGAUAUGAAAGAUGAGAUGGAGUAAAAAUUAAAGGAAUAUGAGACUAGUAUUACAACUGCUAUGUAGAAUUUUGAUAAAAAUCAUUACCAUGUAUUGAAAUUGAAAUCAGAUAUAUUCAAUGACACAGAGUAUUUGAAUAAUCAAAUAAAAAUCCUAUUCAGAGAGAAGGAUGUAAUAAAUAGAAAGUUUUAAUUGCUUUUGUAAUUGUUUUCGGGGAGCACUGAGGUUGCAUAAAUAACUGCAGCAUAUCUACUCAAAUAAUCGAAAGACCAGAUCAAAUUUACAUCGACUACAGGAACAGUUUUUGAAUUGAGAAAUGAGAUAUGCAACUAUAGAUAGAUAAAUUAUUCUAUAGAGGACCUCUUGAAAAAAUCAUUACAGAGUGUCAUAGAUUGUUGGGAUAAAAGUGAAUUGUUAGAAACAAGAGAAUAUAAUCCUCAUUGGUAUUUCAACAAAUAUAUACAUAAAAAUCUAGUAGGUCAAAGUAAAACCUUAGACCAAUCUUAAGAAAAAACAAAUAUAUACACAACUUAAACAUAGGCUGAUUGUGAAGUAUAUGUAAAUAGAUCUGGGAGGUAAAGGAAUCUGUCUUAAAGACACUCCAUUUUGAUGAGUUUGGAUUCAACAAGACCGAAAAGAGUUGGUGCGAAUUCAGUUAUGAAAUAAUCAGAGCGUGAUGAUUCUAAUGAGCGUUUGCCAAAGGUAAAAAAGUGA
Messenger RNA from Paramecium tetraurelia, 2169 nucleotides. RefSeq lists its product as uncharacterized. The transcript has 3 exons. Lineage: Eukaryota; Ciliophora; Oligohymenophorea; Peniculida; Parameciidae. The record is from RefSeq and is a predicted model, not a curated record.